AUGUGACCCUGCUCCUCCUCUAUUGGGAAGGAACUAAAGAUGGGGUCGAUACAAUCGGCAGUGAAUGACAAAGGGCAGCUAAUAAGCGAUCCUAACCUCUCUAAAGUAGCCGUACUACCAAUUGUCACUAUAUUCUGGCUCGCUGUAGCACUCGUGGGCAUAUUUGUGCCUUGUUUCUUCUGGAAAUACAAACACAGACUGACGUUGCAAGUUUCAAUCGUGACGACUGCAGUAUGUCUGUACACCUUCUGGUUGCUGGCAUUCUUGGCUCAGCUGAAUCCAUUGACAGGUCCACAACUUGAAGAGGAUCUGGCACAUCAUAUCAGACAAGUCUGGGGAGCAUCUAAAAGCGAUAGUUAUGAAUGUCAAGAGUAGAACCAUUAUUAACAGCUGUGUGUGUAUUUGUUUGAACCUGUAAUACUGUGGGUUACACAUCAAAAACUAAUUAAUACUGUAAUAUU
This is a messenger RNA of Amphimedon queenslandica, 461 nucleotides long. RefSeq names its product V-type proton ATPase subunit e 2-like. The transcript is spliced from 4 exons. Lineage: Eukaryota; Metazoa; Porifera; Demospongiae; Haplosclerida; Niphatidae. Bases 40 to 375 code for a protein of 111 amino acids. Gene Ontology annotation, molecular function: proton-transporting ATPase activity, rotational mechanism. The record is from RefSeq and is a predicted model, not a curated record. Gene Ontology annotation, biological process: proton transmembrane transport. Gene Ontology annotation, cellular component: proton-transporting V-type ATPase, V0 domain.